Messenger RNA from Bombyx mori (domestic silkworm), 2413 nucleotides. RefSeq names its product torsin-like protein (gene Torsin). The transcript is spliced from 7 exons. Gene Ontology annotation, biological process: cellular response to misfolded protein. Gene Ontology annotation, molecular function: ATP hydrolysis activity; ATP binding. NCBI's taxonomy places the organism in Eukaryota, Metazoa, Arthropoda, Insecta, Lepidoptera, Bombycidae. The record is from RefSeq and is a predicted model, not a curated record. Bases 1333 to 2379 code for a protein of 348 amino acids.
UUGAAAUAGCCUCUUAAGGCUACCAACAUAGUCAAACCUGGGUAAGUGAGAACUGGAUAAGUGAGAAAACUCUAUAAGUGAGAGUAAUAGCCAAGACCCGUCAUUUUAAGCUCCCAAAACCUCUAUUAGCGAGAAACAGAAACCUCUGUAAGAGAGAGUCGUUUUUCCUUCAUGGACCUCCGUAAGUGAGAGUGCUACUUGUCUAUACCUCUAUAAGCGACAGUCGAGCUUUAUUUAUUUAUAUUAUUUAGGAGGAACAAAUGACAAAACAAAUUACAAAUUUAACAUCUGCUAUUUUAUGACUCAUUCUUAACUUUCGUGAAACUUCCUAUACCCUUGUUUUUGUAUAUAUUAAACCUAUUCUAUUUCGUGGAACUAAAUAACGUUGUUAUUUUAUAGCAUUUUUUUCGAAUGGACACGUGUGCCUGUGUACCGUCCUGUUUGUCGGACUUACUCAGUUUAUCGUUAAACAAUUGCGAAGUAAAGUUCUGUUCUGCAUCAUGUCAAAACGGAAAAUUAAAGUACUGUUUUAAGUGAUCAACUUAAAAUAUUGAGUGCGUUUGAAUCCGGAAAAUCGCGAAAUGAAAUUCAGAGGGUGCAUUAGCGAGAAACUCUGGUUAGUGAGAAACCUCUAUAAGCGAGAAUGAGAUUGUGCUCCCUUGAACUCUCGCUUAUCCAGGUUUGACUGUAGUUCUAUGGGCGCGUCCCUUUUGCUUAUCCAAUGGACGAAUCAAUCGAACAAAAACAUGUUUUUGGAUUAGGUACAUUACCUACAUAAUUUGUGACAUAAUCUACGACAAAAGCACAGAAAAAAAAGUGCGUCUUUAGUGUUUAUUCAGGUUUAAGUGUGUAAUAACGAUGGUUUAUUAAAUGUUUAAUAUUUGUGAAAGUGCACAAAUUUGGGAAACUGAAACAAAGCCGCUGGACGUAGCUUCUCGGGAUCCUCCAAAAAGUACACUGAAAAAAUCUCAGUAAAUUACCAUCAUUUUACCGAGAUUAUACAUUUCAUUCCAUAUAAUUUCAUCUCAUUUCAUUUAAUCUCAUCCCGGUUGAUUAAUGUCCCAAAUUAAUCAUCUUCAUUUCAUUUCAUUUCUCUUCAUAUUGUAAUUUUUCAUAAAAUUAAGACAUGACUUAAAGGUCUUAGUUACUAGGUCAUAAAAUCCCUUAAAAAAAGUGCUUUUUUUGCAAAUAGUAUAAGUACAUGCAUAGAUUAUACACUUAUUAUAUUUGAGAAGUACAUGUACAAUUGUACAUGCGUAUGUACCAUAGGUACAUACGGUACGGUACGUAAUUAAAACAAAAAAAUUAUGUUAUCUAAGAGUAACAAUCACAAUGGUUCAAAAAUAUUUAAUUGGAAUAUAUUUAAUUAUGUUUUUAAGUAGCACGUUAUCUGAACCAAUCACGAUAUCUUUAGUUGGAUCAGCUAUCGUUCUUGCUAGCGGAUGGUAUAAAUGGGAUACUUUAAAGGAUGCCACAUAUUGUAAAUUUACAGAAUGUUGUAAUGAUUAUCACAUACCUUUUGAUGUACAAAAAUUGAGAGAUUCUCUUUCACAGCGAAUGUUUGGUCAGCCACUGGUCAAUGAACUUUUCAAUAUUAUCUCAGCUCACAAAGAGAAUAUUAAUGAAAGCAAUGGGAACAAGAAAGCUCUAGUAAUAAGUCUCCAUGGCUGGUCAGGUGUUGGUAAAAAUUUUGCCUCUACAAUGAUUGCCGAAGCUAUCUAUCGCAAAGGCAUGCAGAGCAACUAUGUAAAACUAUUUAUGGGUAAAAAAGAUUUCGAUUGCUAUGAAUUGGAAAAGAAAAAACAAAUGUUAGUUAAUACAUUGAACACUCUGGUGAAGAAAUGUCCCAAAUCUCUGAUUAUCUUUGAUGAGAUACAUCACAUGUGUCCAUCAGUGCUUGAUACAAUAAUACCAAUGCUCGAUCACCACAGUGCUGUUGAUGAGGUGGAUUAUAGAAACACCAUCUUUAUUUUUAUAUCAAACAUAGGAGGACAUGAAAUAGCAACAAAGCUUUUAGAACUCUACGAAAAAGGUGUAACUCGAUCAGAAGUUGAAUUCCGUGAUUUUGAACCUAUCAUUCGGAGGACAGCAUAUUUCCAAGGUGGCUUCGAGAAAGCGGCCGCCAUUGCACACCAUUUGAUCGAUCACUAUGUACCUUUUUUACCCUUGGAACAACAUCACGUCGAAAUGUGUGCACUUGCAGAAUUUAAAGCUAACGGCGUUGAAAAGCCGUCGAAGAAAAUGAUGGCGGAUGCCUUAACUGUUAUAACAUACGGUCCGCCAGAGACUCAACCUAUUUUUGCAAAUAAUGGAUGCAGACGAUUCACAAGACACAUUCCAUAUGUAAUAAAAAAGCACACUAGAAAAACAGAAUUAUGAAACAUAUACUAAUUAAAAAUAUUAUAAGGUUUAA